This is a messenger RNA of Biomphalaria glabrata, 4590 nucleotides long. RefSeq names its product E3 ubiquitin-protein ligase RNF8-like. Lineage: Eukaryota; Metazoa; Mollusca; Gastropoda; Planorbidae. Gene Ontology annotation, molecular function: ubiquitin protein ligase activity; histone binding; nucleic acid binding. The transcript is spliced from 13 exons. The record is from RefSeq and is a predicted model, not a curated record. Gene Ontology annotation, biological process: ubiquitin-dependent protein catabolic process; protein K48-linked ubiquitination; double-strand break repair. Gene Ontology annotation, cellular component: ubiquitin ligase complex; site of double-strand break; nucleus. The coding region runs from base 329 to 2071 and encodes 580 amino acids.
GAUACUCACAACUCACAUAGAUUCUAGUCAUACUGAAAAUGAUACUGACAUACUGUCAGUCACAGUCAGUGAAGUGUCGAUGUCAUCAAUAAUAGACAAUACUCAAUAAUGAGAGUCAAUGUAACAUUAAUUUAAUAACAAUACUUGAAUUUGAAAGAUUGUCAUUAAUUUAAAUAAUUAUUAAUCAAAUUAUUUAUGUGAAUGAAUAAUGAAUACAUAGAAAUAAAAUUAUUAAAAUUAUACAUGAUCAUCAUCUUGAUAUUGACAUGAUAAUGAUACAUCAACUAAUCUGACUAGUUAGAAGAUUAAUGUUAAAAAUAAAUUAAAAAUGACAGAGUCUGAGUUGAUUCCCUGCUUAGUUAGAGUUGGAGAAAAUGUAAAGAAAUAUCGACUUCUUAAACUUUUAUCCGAUCAGGUAACUAUUGGAAGAUCCUGUGAAGUUACCUAUGCCAUUUUGUCUGAUAUGAUAUCACGAAAUCAUGCUGUGCUCAAGCGUCAAAGUGAUAACAGGUGGACAAUAAUGGAUAAUAAGAGUUUGAAUGGAAUCUUCAUUAAUGGUAACCCUCUGAGUCCCAGCAUUCCUUACACACUUCAAGAUGGAGACAUUGUGCAGUUUGGUGUCUCUGCAAAACCUAACACAGCGGCAGAGUUUGUUUAUAAAUUUUAUUCUAAAAUGAAGAUAUGUGCCAAUAACAAAAAGCAGAAACUGGAUAAGGCAGUUAGCCAGAACACUGAGAGUACUGAUGAAUCAAUAGAAACAGAAGAGCAUCUUAGGAGAAGAAAGAUUCCUUGUAAAAAACCUGAUCAAGAUACACAUUUGAAAGAUGACUUGGACAAGAUUGCUUUAGAUUACCAAGUGAAGAUUCAAGAAAUGGAAAAGAGAUUAAAGGAGAAGGAAGAACAAGAAAAAAAGGUUCAGGAAGAGUUAGAACGGGAAAGAAAAGAAAAAGAGAGCCAGGUCAAUGCUGUCAAGGAAAUGAAAUUGAAAGAGCAAGCAAUACUUCAAGAAUUGGAGGAUAAACAGAAACAAUUGGACAUUGAGAAGGAAAAUUUGAAAAGAAAAAUGCAAGAAGAAUUAGAAGCAAAUCUUAAAGAGCGGGAAGCAACUUUGUUGGCGCAAUUAACGGCAGAAAAAGAAGCAUUGUGGAAUGAGAAGAAACAGAUUGAAGAAAGUUUGUCCAAAGAAAAUGCCAAAGUUUUGGAAGAGAAGAAUAAAGUGUUAGAAGAGCAGCUGUUGAAUCAAAAGGAAAAACUACAGAAAAUCAUUGAUAAAAAGGAACUGGAGCAAAAAGUUCUAGAAAGCCAACUGGACAGCACCAAGAAAGAGAGUGAGAUAGCCAAGUUACAAGUCUUGCAAGCCAGAGAGGAGAUCUUAUCUAACUUUGUGAACUUAAUGGAAGUAGAACUGCAGUGCUCUAUUUGUAGUGAGCUGUUUAUUAAGGCCACAUCUCUGAACUGUGCACACGUCUUCUGCAAGCUGUGUAUUAGUCAAUGGAUGAAAGUCCGUAAGGAAUGUCCUGUCUGUCGCACUAGUAUCACCUCACAGGUGCAAGCCCUGGCGCUGGACAGCUAUAUUGAGAAAAUGGUUGAGCAGUUGAGUGAUGAACAUAAGAAUAAAAGAAAAGAACUUAUUUUGCAAAGGAAAGCUGACCAGGACAAGUUUGACAAUGUUAAAGCCGGUCCAUCUACCAGCACUGACAAUGGCAGAACUCGUGGGAGGAUUCGUGGCACUGGCAGGACCCGGGGAAGUAGAAGAGCUAACAGGGCAAGGGGAAGGUCUAGAGCACAAACAUCAGAAACAGCAAGCACUACAUCAGUGAACGAACCAAUAGUCUUAAGUGACAGUGAACACUUUAGUGAUGAUACUGAACGGGCUCUGAGAUUUUUUGAGGCUGCUGAUGAUGUCAUGUCAGGCUCCAGUGAUGAAACGGAUAUGGACGACAUCGAUUCCAGAAGUGGCUCAAGUAGCAGUGAGUCAGUCGAAGGAGAAUCUGAUGCUUACUAUGGUGGUUACGGUCGUUGUUAUAACUGUGGCUCCAGAGGUCACUGGUCUAAUGGAUGUCCUUAUUGAAUUCAGGAGCAAAAAUAUGUGAAGCAGCCUCCGCAGAAAAUAUUUGAAGCAGCCGAGUUCAUGAAUUUGUUUCCUUUAACUGAUUGGGUGGUAAUCAUUACCACAUCUGUACAUAAAUAAGAAUGAAUAAAUUGUUUGAUUGCACAUCUAUUUCUAUGAGAUUAGCGGCAAUGUAAAUAUUAUAUUGAAACACAAAUCAAACCUUAAUCAUAGUUACUAUUAUAUUGAAACACAAAUCAAACCUUAAUCAUAGUUACUAUUAUAUUGAAACACAAAUCAAACCUCAAUCAUAGUUACUAUUAUAUUGAAACACAAAUCAAACCUUAAUCAUAGUUACUAUUAUAUUGAAACACAAAUCAAACCUUAAUCAUAGUUACUAUUACAUUGAAACAUAAAUCAAACCUUAAUCAUAGUUACUAUUAUAUUGAAACACAAAUCAAACCUUAAUCAUAGUUAUGGUACAAUCCUAUUCUGAGAUGUUAUCGUAUUGAUCUGUACUUAUAGUGAAUGUGAUAAAUCUAUAAUCAACAUUUUUCUUUGUAUCUAUAUAUAUGUAUCAGUAUGUAAAAACAUAAUGUUACCAGAAUGAUGUGACCAAUUGUUCCCUUAAGAAAGCACCAUGCUAUUUAAAAUAUUCAGUGUUUUUUAAAAGCCAUCAUAAGUAAAAAGCUGCUCUUGUGUUUGAGGUAUCUAUCUGUUUGUCUAUCAUGUUUAGAUAUCUAGUAGUGAAGUUGAGAAUUUGAUUUAAUCUAUAUCCUUCACUCUUAAACGUAACGACUUUUGGUCUUCUGUUUUAAAAUACAUACGUAUAAACCAUUCUUAAAACAAGGUGACAAGGGCACACUACGUUCUUCAUCAUGUUAGAACAUCUGCUACAGUCUCUUUAAAAAAUUGACUAAUUUUUAUAAAAUUAAGUCAACAGAUGUUUUAAUUUUUUCUUCAGCAAAAUCUGUAAAUGAUGAUCAUGCUCUCUUGUUAAUUAUUAUUGUUGUUUUUUUGUGUGUAUAGCCUGUCUUUCUCCGUGCUCCCCUAACGUGCACAUUGCACUCUGGUUCAAGCUCAAUCUCUUUUAUGGAUAUGGGGGGAAGGUUUCCAUGCUACAUUUAGGCCGUCAGCAAACACAACUGUUUUGGGGUACAUCUUAAAUGAAAAAUUCCAGGUCUAUGUUAGGAAUCAAAAUCUGGACCCCCCCCCCCCUCAGUUGGGAACAAGCAAUGUUAAUACUGUUGUGAAUAUGAUAUAGGUGACUUUGUUUGUUAAUAUGUUGAAUAAGUUGUACAUAAUCAUACUAGCUCUGAAGGAAUGCUUUGUGGUUUACUUUUGGUUUGCAAUCAGUAUUUUUGGAACCAAGCUAGAUAGCAAAAUAGAUUGGUUUGAUACAAAAAGUAAGAGAGACAAAUGUAAAAAAAUUUUUCAUAAAAAUCUUCAAGAUGUUACAGUUCAGAAAAUAAUAAUUCAAUUUUUUUUGUUACAAAAGAUCUACAGGGUUGAAGGUUCAAUAAAGAAAAGGAAAACAUGGAACAUGAUAGGACUGAAGGGUUUUGUCUUCUUCCUUCUCAUCUGUAAUAUUGGAGGGAUCAAUUAGCUCUGGAUUUGAGAGAAAUUGUAAUUUCUAGUAACUGUUUGUCUUGGGGGGGGGGGGGAUAUUGUUUAGCCAAUGUCUUGACCAUGUCUCUAGGAGCUGAAUGCAGGCUUAAAGAACAUGAUCAACAUACUAAGGUGUCGCUUAUCUCAAUUUUUAUCUUUGAGAACAUUGACUAACCAUGCUGUGUCUUGUUCUUAGUUCCUAAUGCCUUGGUGGCAUUUAUUAUGUUAAUCUUCAUGGUUUGAUGUGUGCGUUUGUUGCCUUGGGCAAUAUUUGAUGGACUUGUACAGCCAUCUUUCUGUAUUAUUUUGUUGGCUCUCAGGUACAUGCACAGGCCCAUUUACAAACAAGAAGACAAUUAAAUGAUUUUAAGUUUAAGCCAUACAAAUUGUUAAAUUUGUUCAGUAAAUGUUUAAUACUCUAGAUGAAACUAGGAAUUAAAGUCAAAAUAUUUGUUUAGUAUUUGUUACAUGCUACUAAUGAAACUGAAGAUUUUCUUGAUGUGGCUAAAAUGUCUCCCUUUUUUCAUAAAUCUCUUCAAGAGGGUUUGUUGUUUAGCACAUAAAAUAUUUUCAUGAUAUUUUAAACUAAAACUGUCAAUUUCAUUUUAUCAUUUUGAUGCAAUGAAUUGAAUUCUUUGAAAAGUUGAAAUGUUGGCUGUUACAAUCAGUAUCUCUCCUCAUUAUUUGCUUAGAAAUAGAUUUUUAAAAUUCUACCUUUUAUAUGUAUAGAAGUUAUACCCAGAUUAUAUUCUAGCCACAUAGUGAAUUUUUCUAGUCAAUAAGUAUAGAUAGUUCAUAGACAUUGUACUUAGACUAGUCAAACUUAUACACAGCAAAAAGUUACUACUGAUGUUCUGAUCUGCAUAAUUUGAAUAAAUGCUUGCAAAUAGACACUUGGAUACAUAUCUGAGCUAUUAAAAAAACAAAACAAA